AGACAGGCAUAUAAAUGUGAGGAGACGAGGACAGAGAAGUCAACUCUUCUUCAUUGUCUCUGCUUCAUCUUCGGCAGCUUCUCAGCGACAUACGUCAAAAUGUGCACAGUUGAACCCACAACGUGUUUCGGACUGAGCAAACUGGAGAUAGCCAUGGACACGAUGACCGAUAUGUUCUUCAAAUACGCCUCCCACUAUGGUGACCAUUACAAGCUGGACUUUCUGGAGCUGAAGAAACUGAUUCAAACCGAGCUGAGCCAGUAUGUGACAAACAGCUGGAACUCUACCCGUAUCGGGUACAUCAUGGACGAUCUGGACAAGAAUAUGGACGGCAGGGUGAGCUUCGAGGAGUUCUUCUUCUUGAUCUCUCAGAUUAUCAUGUGCCGCAACCCCAGGUUCAAAGAUUAUGCUCCAACUGUUACUGUCUGUGGCCAAUUGAGAGACGGGCGUUUUAAGCUGUGAUCGUCGACCAAUCACAGCUCUGAGCUUCAGCUUCAGAAAUCUUAACUCAAACAUGUCAAUAAAUGACUGA
Messenger RNA from Solea senegalensis (Senegalese sole), 532 nucleotides. Its product is annotated as protein S100-A1-like. The transcript is spliced from 3 exons. The record is from RefSeq and is a predicted model, not a curated record. Gene Ontology annotation, molecular function: transition metal ion binding; calcium ion binding. NCBI's taxonomy places the organism in Eukaryota, Metazoa, Chordata, Actinopteri, Pleuronectiformes, Soleidae. Bases 100 to 462 code for a protein of 120 amino acids.